GCUCAUCAAUCGUGAUGAGGGCGCCCUCACUGUACUAUUAGUAGCAGUGAAAAACUGAAAAUCUUUGUUGAUUAAAGGCUGUCCUUCUCCAUUUGCAAUCUCAGUGUUCAUCCAUAUUGAAGAUUUUUCUGAGAAUGAGUUACCAGAAACCUCCCCAUGAACACUACCCUCCUCCAGGAUACGCACCAAAUUAUCCAUCACCAGGAUACCCUCCAUCUGCACCGCCUCCACCAGCGCUGCCCUACGAAGGGUACCCACCACCGUCGCCUCCGUCUGGGUAUCCGGGUUACCCACCACCACCAGGGCCACGACAGCCGUAUGAAGGGUAUCAAGGGUAUUUCGUUGAAGGGUACCCACCACCUCCACCGCCUCCUGGACACCCUCAAUAUCAGCAUUAUCACUACGAGCAUCACCAUUACCAAGAUAAUUCCGAUGGCUGUUCCUCGUUUUUGAAAGGAUGCUCUUUAAUUUCUCUUGACAUGGCAACAACUAAAAACAUAGUUGCUCAACUUAACAAAGACCUAAAGCUCAACAAUGACAACUAUGAUAUUUGGAGCAUGAAAAUUCAAUAUGUCCUUGAGGAGUUAGAAGUGUUAGAGACAUUGAUGCAUGUCAUGGAAAAACCUAAGGAAGGUCAUACUGCUCAGCACAAAAGAGAUAGCGAGGCUUUUAUUGCUUGGAAACAAAAGAACAAUCUUGCUCGCAUUACCUUGCUUAGUGCAAUGACAGAUGACACAGUGCGACCCUUUAAGAAUUUAGAGUUUGCCAAGGACAUAUGGGAUGCCGUCAAGGAGAAAUACGGUGGAAUUUCAAUGACCAAACUAAGAGAACUCACCAUCAAGUUUGAUACUUAUAAGAAGCUUCCAAACAACACAAUGAAACAGCAUUUGAGGGUGAUGGCUAAUAUGGUGAGUGAACUUAGGGAAGCUGGUCACCAAUUGACGGAUGAACAACAAGUCCAAGCUAUCAUACGCUCCUCCUCACACUUAUGAACAUAUGAAAGUGCAUUUAAUGCGCAAUAUGGAUAUUAAGACCUUUAGUGAUGUUGCGCGAUAUUUGGAGUUGGUAGAGGAUCGUAUCAAGGCGGCUAUAACUGAUGCAAAGGCGUAUACAAUUACGUCUAAUGCUAAAAAAGCUUUGAGCUUUAAGCGAAAGUGCAAGCAAUGGUAUGAUAAUGAAGGGAAGGUGGCUAGCAAGAAGUCAAAGACUAAACAAACUAAGGGUCUUAUUAAAAAGAACAAAACAAAAAUGAAAUGUUACAACUGUGGUAGAAAGGGUCACUUUGCCAAUGAGUGCACUGAGCCCAAAAAGGAGCCAAAGACCACAUAGCUAACGAGAGGGAGGCACUUGUGGAUUUUCAUCGCAUCUCAGAAGGAUUUAAGUGGGUAUUUGUUGCAAAAAACAGUGAAGUGGAAAUCAAAGGGAUUGGCAUGUGCAAACUUCAAUUGUAUAAUGGUCGAAGCCUUCUUUUGCAUGAUGUCCUUAACGCUUCUGGAGUAUGACGAAAUAUAGUUUCUAUUUUGUCUUGAUGGGCUUAGGAUUUACUUUAAAUUUUCAUUGCACUGGUUGUCAAUUAAUUUUGGACAAUGUUAUGGUUCUGGUUAUUUAUCGAGGGGAUUUAUAAUUUGGAUGUUAUUGAUAAUAGCUUUAACAAGCAAGAUAUUAUUUCUUCUUUUAAUACAUCCACCUCUGUUGAUGCACAAUUA
Hevea brasiliensis (rubber tree) is the source of this 1706-nucleotide messenger RNA. RefSeq lists its product as uncharacterized. Lineage: Eukaryota; Viridiplantae; Streptophyta; Magnoliopsida; Malpighiales; Euphorbiaceae. The coding region runs from base 135 to 992 and encodes 285 amino acids. The transcript is spliced from 4 exons. The record is from RefSeq and is a predicted model, not a curated record.